UGACAGCGCUUUGUUUUGAUUCGGUUAUGUAAAAGAGCGAUCGGCAGAUUCUUCGCCGAAAGGAAAAUAAAUCGCAAGCAUGGAACACCCAGCGGGAUCAGAACCAGGAUUACACCGCACGGAAAUGUCCGACGAAGAGAGAAAAUUUCGCUAUCGAGCAUCCGCUUUCCUUGCCGGAGUAGCGGGAAUAGCAGCCGUAGCCGGAUUCAGCAAAACGAUUAUGACGGCGAAGAAGUCCGACCCGCAGUUUUUCGAGCGGGGUGUCCAGGGCAGUAUUGCCAUGCAGGAAACCGGCGCCAGUCUGGCGAUGCGUGCCCUCGGUUGGGGUACGUUGUAUGCGUUUCUCGGAACCGGUACCAUUUGCUACGGGAUCUGGAAGCUUACGGGGGCUUCGAAUAUGCAGGAAUUCCGGGAGUCGAUUGGAAACAUUUUUCCAAGGAUACCGAAAAAUGACCCUCCCAGGAGUAGAACCGAAUUUGACGGUCUGACGGAUCUUAUGAAAUAUUUGAGCACUUGGGAUAGGAAGGAAAAAUAAGCGUAGCCCUCCUGAUUUAACAUAAGACCAUAAGACUUCAGUUAGGUUUAUUAUGCUUUCAUGUAAAUAUAUAGGUAGUAAUAAACAUUUAAUAUUAAAACAAUGAACGAAUACGAAAAUUGUGCUUGAAUGUAGUUGAAAAUGCUUGCUCAAUUUUUGGCCAAGGCAGGGCUGGUAGCGACAAAGUUUUUUAGAAAUAGGAACUUAAUGAACUUCAUGCAUGAAAAAAUAGACAUGACGCGAAUCAAACAUAAAGUUUAUGAAAAUUAUUCCUGACAUUACAAGUAUUACUGUAUAUGCAGAUUUUCAUAUUUUUCCCAGGAAUUUCAUCAAAAUUUAAUUCAAGUAUUGGUUUCUUCCAGAAAAUACUCCGAAGAAUUUUUCAAUAGUUCAUAUAAUAACAAGAACUCAAUCUGAAUUUUCCAAGGAUCAUUGAAGGAAUAGCUCCAGAGAAUGCAUCAGAACUUUCUUCAGCAAAUUCUCCAAAGUUUCUUUCAGAAAUUUCUCAAGGAAGUCCCCUCGAAUAAUUCGUGGAAAAUUGAUGAGUAUUUUCUUAAGAAAUUACUAAAGGUAUUGUGGAGCGCUGAUGAAUUUCUGUAGAAACAUCCGAAUAAAUUACUCUAAGCAUUACUUGAGAAAUCGCUAGGGGAAUUUAUGAACGAAUUCUUCAAAGAAACUCCUGGAAGUAUUGCUGGAAAGAUCCCCAGGGGAGUUCCUGAAAAAUAUUCUAAAAUAUUGUUUCCACAUUUUGGUAACAUCGUUGUAAGAAAUUGGUGAAGAACCUGUGGAAUACUCACGUAUGAAUGAAACCUCUAUAAUUUUGCACUAGGUUCCAUUCGCAAGGAGAAAAAAAGUUGAAUUCAGAGACCAUUUU
This is a messenger RNA of Aedes aegypti (yellow fever mosquito), 1409 nucleotides long. RefSeq names its product transmembrane protein 242. The coding region runs from base 80 to 535 and encodes 151 amino acids. NCBI's taxonomy places the organism in Eukaryota, Metazoa, Arthropoda, Insecta, Diptera, Culicidae. The transcript has 3 exons. The record is from RefSeq and is a predicted model, not a curated record.